AACUGUCAAAGUCAGCUGGUUGAGGUUUAAGGUCUUAGUAUCUAAAAAAAUUUAUAGCCUUUGAGAUAGUACCACAUCAUGUUUCUGUUCAUGGUCUCUUGUUAUUUUAAACUUUGUUAAAUUGAAAACUAAUUUUUUUAAGAUGACUGCUGUCACAAUUGUGGAUAAUCCAGAUCUAAAUAAUGCUUUAAAAACUGAUGAUUUUCAUUUGGAAACUGCUAUAGAACAUCGGAAAAGAUGGUUAUCUAUCAGACUCAUGUAUUUUACUGUAUUUUUAAUGUCUUUGGGUUUUGGCAUUGCCAUAACUGGUAUUUGGCCAUACCUCCAUAAGUUGGAUAAAGAUGCUGGAAAGGAAUUCAUGGGCUAUAUCAUUGCAGCUAAUCCAUUUGGACAAAUGCUGUUUUCUCCAGUAAUUGGUCUUUGGGCUAACAAAAUUAACUCUACAAAGAAGCCCUUCAUUUUUACUUUAGUUUUAUUUAUUGUUUCAAAUGCAAUGUAUUCUUCAUUAGAGCUUAUUGACUCUUAUAGACGUUAUUGGAUGCUAGCUACACGCCUGUUGGUUGGAAUAAGUGCAGCAAAUAUUGCUAUAUGUCGAUCAUAUUUAUCUGCUGCUACCAAACUUCAGGAAAGAACUGGAGCUGUCUCAAUGAUAUCACUUGCACAAGUUCUUGGAUUCAUUGUUGGUCCAGGUUUGCAAUCUCUAGUUACUCCCCUAGGAGACGAAGGUUUUCCCUUGAUUAAAGGGAAGCUUUCAAUGAACAUGUACACAGCAGCUGGAUGGAUUAAUGUAUUACUUGGCAUCAUAAAUCUUAUCCUGUUUGCAUUUUUCAAAGAGAGACCCAUUGCAGCUAAAGAGGCUAUGGUUCUGUGUGGUGCUACUUCAGAGAAGGCAGCCUGGAAGGGUCUAAAACCUGAUUAUCUUUCUGCAUGGACUCUCAUCGUUGCAUUUUUCGUCUUAACACUUAACUUUGUGCUUCUUGAAACAAUUGGAGUAAUGUUGACAAUGGAUCAGUUUGCCUGGACUGAUAAACAAGCUGUCUCCUAUCUUGGAAUCUUAUUGUCUAUAGGAGGAGUUCUUGCUUGUAUCACAAUGGCUGUUUUAAAGUCCAUCUCAAAGUGGUUGAAUGAAGUUUUAUUACUGCUUUGGGGAGGAUUUCUUCUAAUGGUGAUUGGUAGAGCAAUUUAUAUUCCGUGGGGUCCAGACCCUCCUGUUAUUGCUUAUGUAUCCAAUGCUACAAAUUCGACAGAAGACAUACUAGGCUGCCCAGAUAUUCAAGAAUGGUGCCUGUACACUCCUGCUUUGACCCUUACACAGUUCCUGAUUGGUUUUCUUCUGACUUGUAUCGGUUAUCCACUUGGGAUAACUUUAAUUCAGACCAUUUUUUCAAAAGUGCUUGGUCCCAGACCUCAGGGAGUAUGGAUGGGCUGGAUGACUGGUUCAGGCUGUUUUUCAAGGGUUGUUGGACCUGUCAUGGUGUCAUAUUUAUAUACAAGAAUGGGUACUAUAUGGACCUUUGGCCUUACAACUGUUAUGAUGGUGGCUGCGAUGAUAUGGCUUCGUAUAGUUUUGCGGAGACUUCAGAAAGCCUGUCUUAAAAAUUAUCAAAUUGAUGGGAACGAUGCUCCAAGUCCAGAGAUGGAAAUAGUCGACACAACAAGAGAUAGUUGACACUUUUAUUUUAAUCAUAUUACUUAUUGCAGUCAGAACCAAUUUUUAUGCUCAAUUAUUUUCGUAAGCUAAAUAUUGCCAGGUAAUUAGUUAAAAGAUAGUUUGUUGAAUUGUAAAGAUAUAUUUUAAUUUUUUAACUAUAUGGCAUUGGCCAUUAUUGUAACUAUUUUUACUUAAAAUUAUGUUUUCCACUCUUGAUAUUGAGGUAUAAAAGCACAAUCAUCUUAUGCCCGAAUACCUAUUUUUUCAGUACAAGCAUAAAAAACUUUAUCAUUUAUAUUUGUAAUUUUGUAGUUAUUCUAAGAUUAGCUCUGAUUUUUGUACGUUUUGUCCUGAAUAACAGAUUUGAAAUUAGAGGGGGGAAAACUUUUACUUCUUAUCAGAUUAUAGUAUUUAUAGAGUAUUUCAUUUUCAAGGCACUACUUCUAGAAGUGCUAAAAAAAAGUGACAUUUAUAAUAAGCAGACACAGGGGUGCCCAUUCUCCCCAAGGUCAAUGGCCUAAGAACCUAUCUCUCCCUCCUCCUUCCAAGAUAUUUUAGUAGUCAUUUUUGCUUAAAAACAAAGCAAGCUUUAGCUGUUAAGUCCUAAUCUUAAUAGAAUUAGAAAAAUCGUAGAUCAUAUACAAUUACACUUGCUGCGGUCUGUUCCACGCAACUUGCGCCAAGAAACCCCCUUUUGAGCACCCCUGAGUGGACAUAUAAUAAUUGUGCUUUUAGCCUUCAAUACGUACUAUUGUUUGUUUUUUUUAAUUUUACAAAUUUUCUUUCAGUUGUUAUUAAGAGGUAUUAUAUUAUUAUAUUUUUAAAAAUUGAACAAGAUGCUAAGUGAUAAUUUUUAAUGUUUAUUCUUUUUAAAGUGGGUAUCUGGUUCUUUUGUGGAUAGAGAGAUAAAACUAAUAGUUGAGCUUGAUUAUUGGCCAGAUAGAUCACCUCCUUGCAUAACAUUGGUCAAGAAACAGUUCUUCCUUACUAAGCUUGAACCCAAGACUCUUCAUGAGUUGUAAUGGAACAGUUCUUUUUUUUUUUCUUUUUCAUUCACAUAAAAUAAAUACUUGAUUGAGACAUCUGGGGGCAUAUCACUUUCUCAUAAUUGAAAAUGAGAUUGUAAAAACGUUUAACAGAUAUUCUAGCUCACAAACAAUAUAAUUGAGAAGUUUUUAUUUAUGUAAUUAAUUUGAUGUAUAUGCUAUGAAUUCGGUAGGCAAAAAUACUAAAUUAAACAGAAAUAUGUGAAAACAAACUUAAAUAAGUUAUCUGUUUUUCUUUUUUUUUUGGUAUGAUGGGCUAUUUUUAUUAUUUAAAAUUCUAACCUCCAGUUUCUUUCCCAUCCCUUCAGUCUUUCUAUUCAAUUUAGAUGCAGAUACAUAAUUGGCUCUUUCUAUGACAAAUUGAGUAUACUAUAGCUUUAAUUAUUAUAUAUUAAAUCUUACAUUUAACAUUUCUUACAGAUGCUGAAUAGAAAUGGCCAGGUAUUCUUUAACGAUUUCUGAGGUGGGAAAAACAAUUUUGCCUGUCUAAUUGUUUAUUUUCAAGACAUUUAGGUUAUCAGACCAUCGUCAGUCGGUUUGAUAGUGUAAAGGGUGGUUGUCCUAAGUAGCCAUGUUCCUCUCCACUUUACACCACCAAACUUUCCCCCCCCCCCUUCAUCCCUACCUUGUCUUUUAGGCUAUACGGGGUUCUCCCGGGCCGGGGGGUGAGGGCGGGGAAUCCAAAAUCGCCUCCAGCACCAGGAAGCGAACUCGUACUUUUUAAUCAUUAAUACAACUUCUGUUAUCUGGUUGCUGGGCAACUCGCGGUGCUGUGCACACCCAUUAGCCCAUUCGUCCACCCUGCCCCGCUUACACCACCAAACUGACUGAUGAUGACCUCACAGCCAAAACGUCUUAAAAAUAAAAAAAAAUUGGUUUUCCGUUCUUAGGAAUCCCUAGUAAAUUGUUUACCCUCACCAUAAGCACAAAUAUAAUAUCCUGAUUUUAUUUCAUAAACCAAAACCCAUUUUGAACCCACAAAUUUUUUAAAUGGCUCAAAACCCCACUAAUUUAAAAAUUUAGUAUUUUUUUUUUUUUUUUUUUUUUUUUUUUCAAUUUCUGAUGAAUAGUAUUAAUUUUUAUUAAACUAGUUUUGUAGUUUUAAGGACUGGAGAGAGAUGUGCUUCCAAAAUUGUCUGAUUCCCUAUAUAUAUUUAUAUUUUUACAUAAAUUUAAUUUUUAAUGUUUCUAAUAUUUCUCAGAGUUUUAUUUAUUCUCAUAUAACAGAAGCAUUCGCAUCAUCACAGUUUAUGGGCCUUUUAAAACUUUUUAAUUUAUUAAGAAACUUUUGAAAAUAUUGUUAUUUAAUAUUUUUUAUUAUUAUUUCGUAGUAACCAAUUUUAAUGACAGGAAAAAAUUUAAGUUAUUAAUGUACUAUAUUUUAUUUUAUUGUCUUGUUUACUAGGCAAGGUUAAUGAAAAUUAGAUUAAAAAAAAAUAAGAACAAGUUUUCUUCAUAAAUAUUUUUUUAAAUAUAAGAAAGUACAAAAUCCUUCUCUGGGAAGAAACUGAUUUGUUUUUUCACAUUAUUAUAAAUGUAAAACCAUUCUAUUAUUAAUACUAAUUUAAUAUCCAAAACAAAACAAACAAAAAAAUUGGCAAUUUCAUUCUAAAAGUCACCAAAUUCAGAUUAAAAUAUUUUUGAAAAAAUCUACUCUGUUUUAUUAUAAUUCACUACUAUUAAAAAGAAAAAAAAAUUGAAGUUAAUUUUAAAUAUGUUACUCCUUUGGAUUAGCCAAGAUUUUAUUAUAAGGAACUCUAUUAUAUAUAUAUAUAUAUAUAUAUAUAUAUAUAUAUAUAUAUAUAUAUAUAUAAUAGAGAAAGGACAUAUCUUGGGUUCAGUAUAAAUCUGAUAGGUUUCACAUGGUCAGGAUCCAGAAUGAAUGCACCGACCAAGCCACUAUUCAAAUGGUGGACUUGCCCCUGCCUCUUUAAGUGGCGACAGCCAAGGCGGACAGGCAUACAUCCCUGCACCACCAGUGACCCAAUUCCUAAUGAUAAGACAUGGCCGUCCGCAGUCAAAGGGUAAACAAAAUAAUAAUAUGUCUUUUUCCUUUGUUACAUCCAUCCUCAAUCCAGGCCUCACAAUACCGAGUCAGCGCUUUUAUUGAAUUCAUAGGUUUUCUCUUCUUUUCACCAAUCCUGGAGAUGUGGUCAAUCCAUAGCAUUAUAGGUCUUCCUCGAGAACAGUGUCCGGUAGACCUGGCCUCAAAAACCUUCUUUGAUCACGGUCCUCAUACAUUCUACAUAGAUGACCAAACCAUCCCAACUGCCUCUUUCUCUCAAAGAUGCCACUCCCAGGUUUCUCUAUAUCCUUUAAUUCCUAACUCUGUCUCUUCUUGUUUUGUCUGCUAUUCUCCGAAGGUGCUUCAUUUCUGCCCCAGUAGCUCUACUCCAGUGCCUGUCCAGUGGGACCCAGCUCUAACUUCCAUAAAUAAGGGUAGGUAAGUAUAUGGACUUAAAGAUAUGUAAUUUUACACUUUUUUCCACCACUGCAUAGCGGGUAGUAUAUGCUGUUAGCUUUCUUAAUUUUGUUUGACAGCUCUUAGUCCAUUUUCCCGCUUCUGCUGAGCACUACUCUGAGAUAAGUGUACUCAUGGGCUGUCUACAAGGUUUCUCCUCUGCAGCGAACCAAAACUUUAAUUAUAUAGCUAACCUCUUCACGACCAAUGUGCAUCACCUUGCUCUAUCCAACAUUUAAUAUCAUGUCCUUUCUUUCUAGCUCAGCCUCCCACUCAGUAACUGCCUGCUGUAGAUUUUCUUUGUAAUUGGAGAUGAGGACAAUAUCAUCUGUGAAAACCAUCACUCGAGCAAGGACUGUCCUCAUGUUCCACCUUCCCUUGACCGUCCGUGUUGUCUAACCCUUGCACAUUCUUAAUAUUUCAUCCAUAAAUAUUAUGAACAGAAGAGGACUAAGGCUGUCACCCUGUCUAACACCCCUUCUCAUUGCGAAGGCCUCGGGCAUUCUUCCGUUAAUUUUAACUAAUUCUGUGGGAACAUUUUUAGUGGCUGAAGCUGUCCAUAUCUGGGGACGGAAUCGAAUGCUCCCUUUAUGUCCCAAAAGGUUUUUCAACUGUAUAUAUUCUUGACUAUGUUCUCCUAUCAUUUUUUAGAAAUUAUGAUUUCUCAUUCUUUUACUGGUUUGUUAUUAAUUACUGAUUCUGUAAAAAGUGAUCCAAGUAGAUUUUGGUAUAUGUUGUGUUAUAAACAUAUGCAUUUUAUACAAAGAAUUAGAGAUUAAAUGUUAAUAAUAGAAUUUUUUUUAAAGUUCAAAGAAUCUAUUUAAAGAAUAGCUUUUAUAUUCUGAGUAUUUUUUUUUUUUUUUUUUGCCAACUCUAUGUAGUUAUCUAGAAAAUAAAUGUUUCCUAACCAGAGUGGGAAUGCUAAGAUUAAUUUUAUGAGCCCUCUCUAAAAUCAUUAUUAACUGACCCUUCAUGAGUGUUCAAGUGUCAAAAUUUAAAUUUUAAUUAAGUCAUAAUUUACAUCUCUUUUGCUUUAGUUAAAUAAAAAAGUUAAUUUAUUUAAACAAAAUAAUUAGUCGCACUGAGUACUAUUUAUUCCUAGUAAAUAACAAUUUUUAUUUUUUGAAAUAGAAUAUUAUAUAUAUAUGAUUUAUUUUUUUAGUGUUAACAUAGAUUUUUUUGGUUCAUGCAUAUUAAUUAUAAAUUGUACUGUUGAAUUAUAUCAUUUUUAUUGAUACUUAUUAAGAUUAUGUAUUUUUAAUUGUUAUGAUUUAUAUAUAAAUAUUUUAGUUUUUGGUUUAUCUCGUAUUUUUAAUUAAAUAUUGUUGUUACGGGUAUAGUUACUUAUUGUUAUAUUAGCUUUUUACUAUAGAGUAAUGUGAAUUCACAUCCAUUUUUUGUUAAACUAUAUAAUCAUAAACAUUAUGAACUUAUGCUCGUAAAGCCUAGUCAGAGUUUUAGAAAUAUUUUAUUUUUAUUGACUAAUUUCACCAUUAUUAUAAAAGCACAAUUGAAUUAUAAAAUAUUACUGCCAUAAUACCAAUUGAUAUUUUUUUACUCUCUGAUAAAU
Nezara viridula (southern green stink bug) is the source of this 6728-nucleotide messenger RNA. Lineage: Eukaryota; Metazoa; Arthropoda; Insecta; Hemiptera; Pentatomidae. The record is from the annotation of a GenBank genome assembly.